This is a messenger RNA of Telopea speciosissima, 1918 nucleotides long. Its product is annotated as casein kinase 1-like protein 10. Gene Ontology annotation, molecular function: protein serine/threonine kinase activity; ATP binding. The transcript has 14 exons. Gene Ontology annotation, biological process: endocytosis; signal transduction; peptidyl-serine phosphorylation. Gene Ontology annotation, cellular component: cytoplasm; nucleus. The coding region runs from base 212 to 1609 and encodes 465 amino acids. NCBI's taxonomy places the organism in Eukaryota, Viridiplantae, Streptophyta, Magnoliopsida, Proteales, Proteaceae. The record is from RefSeq and is a predicted model, not a curated record.
AUGGCGUUGUGCUGUUGAUGAAUCUGAGAGAUUAUAUUGCGAUUUAAAGGAUAUGGUGGAUUUGGUGAAGGGAGGAAGUAAAUAGCUGACGAUUUAUUGGCUAUACAUCUUUUUGAAUGGUGAAUUUGGUUGGAAUCGAAGCUGCAGCCUAAGCUAAGUUAUUGUUAUCCUUUAGAGAUUAGGGGUGAGGUCUGUAAAGCUGAAUUUGAUCAUGGAUCAUGUCAUUGGUGGGAAGUUUAAGCUCGGGCGUAAGAUCGGGAGUGGAUCUUUUGGCGAGCUUUACCUAGGGGUUAACAUACAAAGUGGAGAGGAAGUGGCCAUCAAGCUGGAGUCUGUGAAGACCAAGCAUCCUCAGCUUCACUAUGAAUCCAAAUUGUAUAUGCUUCUACAAGGGGGAACUGGAAUUCCCCACCUGAAGUGGUUUGGAGUUGAGGGCGAGUACAAUGUCAUGGUUAUUGACCUUCUUGGGCCAAGCCUAGAAGACUUGUUCAACUAUUGUAAUCGGAAGUUUACAUUGAAAACUGUGCUGAUGCUUGCUGAUCAAUUAAUUAAUAGGGUUGAGUAUAUGCACUCAAGGGGUUUCCUUCACCGAGAUAUAAAGCCUGACAACUUUUUAAUGGGUUUAGGGCGCAGAGCAAAUCAGGUAUAUAUUAUUGAUUAUGGCCUUGCCAAAAAGUAUAGGGAUCUUCAAACUCACAAGCACAUACCGUACAGGGAAAACAAGAAUCUCACUGGAACUGCUCGCUACGCAAGUGUCAACACUCAUCUUGGAGUUGAACAAAGCAGGAGAGAUGAUCUGGAGUCCCUUGGUUACGUGCUUAUGUAUUUCCUAAGGGGAAGCCUUCCCUGGCAGGGGUUGAAAGCCGGGACUAAAAAGCAGAAGUACGAUAAGAUCAGUGAGAAGAAGAUGCUAACGCCAAUGGAGGUGCUUUGUAAAUCAUAUCCUUCAGAGUUUAUAUCAUAUUUCCACUAUUGCCGAUCCUUGCGAUUUGAUGAUAAACCAGAUUAUUCAUAUCUGAAGAGACUUUUCCGUGACCUGUUUAUCCGAGAAGGCUAUCAGUUUGAUUAUGUGUUUGACUGGACUAUACUGAAGUAUCCUCAGAUUGGUGCCAAUACUAGAUUACGGCAGCCCAGUGGGAAAACAGGCCCUAUUGCUGGAUCAUCUGCAGAAAGACCAGAGAGGGCUUCAGUGGGACACGACAUUCGAGAUAGAUUCUCAGGCGCAGUUGAAGCAUUUGCUAGAAGAAACAGUUCAGUUUCAGGUUUACAUGGUGAUCCCUCCAAGCACAAGAAUUCUGAGGAUAUACCAUCCUCCAAGGAUGUUCAACCUGAUUCCGAAAGAGGCCGCACUUCCUCCUCUCGGAAUGGGAGCACUUCAAAAAGGGCUGUUAUCUCAGGCAGCCGACCGAACUCAUCUGGUGAGCCCAGUGAGAAUCGAUCAAGCCGGCAGGUCUCAGGCAGUGGACGCCUUUCCACGACCCAAAGAAUCCAACCAGGGUUCGAGUCCAAGUCGUCAUCCCUUGCACGUGGUGCGGCUACAAGAGGUUCCCGUGACGACACUUUUCGAAGCUUUGAGCUGCUCUCAAUUGGGACGGAGAAGAGGAAGUAAAGGAGAUCCGAAUGGUAAGAAGAGAUUACUCACUGUCAAGGGGAAACUCCCUUGCUGAUGUUUCUAUUUGAGUGCAGAGCAUUUUAUUAACUUUCAUUUGUAUAUGCAAAAGAAAUUGGUUCUCGAGUUUUCUUCACAGCUGAAGCUCAAUGAAGUUCCUUUUUAAGAACAAUUUUCAGUUACCUGUGUUUCAGAGGCUCACGUCAUAGUAUUAUGUUGUAGACUCAUCCAAGAAAGAGAAAAUUCUCAAAGUUCUUGCCUUAGGGAAUUGUUAAUAUAUGUGAGACUUGGGAGUUGUGAUAAAUACAA